AUGUCAGAAGCAGAGUACCUGAUAAGUAGUAGGGCCCGGACCCUGAGCACAGUACAGAAAAGGAAGAUCAGGAGAGGGAGAAGACGGGAACCAGACAGUUCCUCUCUGUCUGGAGGAAGUGAGAUUACUCCAUCUCCCGGACACCCCAUUAACCAACACAUGAUCAAGAUAUUUAAUGACAUGCAAGCUUUUCAGCAGUCAGGUAAUGAGCUCCAACAUGUCCUACGCCUCUUCCACCCCCAUGGUGAACAACAUGACAGUCCACAGAACAACAAAAAUCUGAAGAAGCCGAACAUUAAUCCGAGACUCAUCGAUCACCUCUUUCAUAAUCAGUUGCGUAUCCAAGAUGAGUUCAGCAGAGCGGGGCAACUCUCACCUAGGCAGAUAUCUCCACUUCUAGCUCCUUCUCCUGUUGCUGUAUUCACUCCUAAUAUGGUCACCUUAUCUCCUCCAGUCCUCAACUCCUCCAUUCCUCAUAUUACAACAGGACAGCCGGCGGUUUCGCCUGUUCCCGUUAUGAAUCACGCCACAAAUACCACUCAAUCUACCGACUCUCGGCAAUACUUUCACUUCCCGGAUCCGGCUGCUGUUGUGAAUCAGGAGUUUGAUCACGUGCCUCCGGGAAUAAAUCAUGCUAUUCUGGGUUCAGGUCAGGUGACGAAACAAAGUUCUGCUCGACAAACUGUAGGUCAGUUGAAUCAUGCGAGUGAAACGGCCAAACAGAAACAAAAACAUGUUCAUUAUAGUGAAAUGCCGGUUGGUCGUUACAUUGUGGGCAACAAGCAAAAUAGUGGUUACUUUGAGCCUGGAACCAAAGCCAACGAGACGAGACGAAUAUUACAAACCGACCCGAACUUCAUCAGAUGCAUUCCUGACACGACCGGUCCAACAGAUUUAAUGGGAUUCUCUAAAAAUAAAGUCAAUCUUGUAAAUUUACCACCUUUAGCCGUCUCAAACCAGGGUGGCUGGAAAGAAGAGUACCAUGAACUAGCCAAACAAACUCGUGAGGGAAACUCAAAAGAAGCGUUUUCCAUAACUAAGGUCCAAGAUAAGUACCCCCACAUCUCGGAAAUGGUACCGUACGCUAAAUUGCAGCCGUCUCCUCUGUCCUCAUCUCCUGCCAGUUCCAUUAAGAACUCUCCGACUCUAUCGAACAGGAAAGUUCCUCAAGGACUUCCACAAGGAGACACAAGGAAUAGGAGAAAUGGUCCUAAAAUCAUAGCUAGACAACGAGGAAUGUCACCCACCAGUUCUAAUGAACAACUUUUUGAGAACGAACAUGGUCAAGUGGUCGUAAGGAAUAACAGAAUCAACAGAUACGUGGACAAUGCUAAAAAACUCUCGUAUAUAAAGGAGCAUGAGAGUAGUAUGUCCGGAGAAAGUCUAGAUGUCACUGGAACUCAUAAGUUUGGGAGCAAUAAAACCCUGAAACGAUCCACUGAACUGGAUGUACAGGAGGAGAAUGAAGAUGAAAAGUAUUUACCAGAUUUAGUUAAGGAAAUCUUCUCUGAAAUGGAAGGGACUGAAAGAAGAAAACCACCGACAGGAUCAUCAUCACAGAACCCUAAAUCUGCAACCAAGAAAACUUCCCAAGACUCUGGCAAUCCACCAAGUGACUCGUCGGACACUUCAAAACCCAAUACUUUGCCCAGAAAGGGCACAAACUUGGGAGCAAAGGCACUGAGCCAUAAAAAGAACUCCCCCCAACUGGAAGCAGUAAGGAAGAUGGAUGCAAUGAAGAAGAUAGGACACAAAACUCGGAAGUAUGAUGCGAAGCUGGAGGACGAGGAGGACACCGCAACUCUCAAAUUCGACAGAAAGACGAAAACUUGGAAACUGGAAAUGAAGAGUGCUGUAAAUGCUCAGCUAUUCAUACAAGAGUUGAACAAAAAGGUAUUGCAAGUGCAGAAAAGUAAAGAAGAACAGCCUGUCAGAAAGAAAUCAAACGAGGAUGUAAAAAAGAGCAAGCAAAUGAUAGCUAACCCCAACUACGUGGUCGGUGGGGCUGAAACACCCUUCGUUCCAAUAUUGGACCCCAAAGCGCAUGCUCUGACAGACGCAGAGUGCAGUCCGAUGAUACAGCCGAUACAAAACAGAUUUCCAGGCACCAGCAACUCUGGCAGUGGCUCCGGCUUACACCUGGCCCCCGGCAAGAAGCCCCCUCACAUUGGUUACCCUCCAGAGGACCACUCAGCGGAUGAUUCCUCAGUCUCCGGAUACCGCAUUGAGUCCCCACAGUAUGAAAUGCCCAAAUUUCCAGACGAAAACCUAGAAGUAGAAACUCAUCAGCUGACUUGUCCUGAAACUGCCCUGCACAGGUACAAGAGAGAGAAGGCUAAUUACGAGUGCCUGGAACGAUCAGGAAAAGAAGUCGUAAAAGGGACAGAAGUGUCUAAGUUAGAAACAGAUGGGAAUGAUAUUACGUACCAGGGUCCCGGGCACAGCCUCAACCAAAGCUUGGUUGAGGCUAAUAAAAAGAUGGCCGUUACCAAAGUAUCCUUGACAGUCAAUGCAACCAUCAACGCAAAUCUUAGCCCCAAACUUGGGAAUUGUUCCCAACAACUGGGUCACUUGAGUCCCCGGCAUCCCAGCCCUCUGGUCCGCCCUCAUCCAGUGAUGAGCCCCUCCCACCCAGCGUUCCAGGAGGAGCCGUUCUUGUACGGAGACGACAGAAGUUUUCCCAGAAGCCCAGGCUGCGAAGUCGGCUGCAUGCCGUGCCUUGUGACACCUCACGCCAAACUAUUGAAGGAGAUUGGACCGAGAGCCGAGGACACAGAGUCUCUGUUACCAGCCCUGCCAGCCCCGGUGCCGGCGUCUCCCAACUCUCAAAUCCUGGACCCCGACUGGGAACUGAGCAGCAGCGGUAGUGAUGAGGAGAGCUUCUUUUCUGACGAGGAUGUCGGACUAAUUUCGAGGAGGAAAAGCAGUGCAGAUUCAGUAGGAAUAUUGGACAAUUUUACUGAUAGGUUUAUGCAGUUUUUGGAAGAAAACAAAGACUCUGAAGUUUUUGGAAACGCUGCCAAAUUCCUUAUCGAAAAAGCUGAAGAAAAUUCAGCAGACAGUGGAAACUCUGGAGCGGAGUCCGCAUUAGAGGAGGAACCUUACAUACCUCAAAGGAAGAAGAUUGCUGAUGAUACACUGUUAGCGCUAUUCAAGAAAGAGGAACAUAGAAAAUCGGAGGGGAACAGUGUACCCAGAGGUGAACAGGCGGUAAAUGGAGCGGGAACGGUGAGGAACGCACCGCCGCCCCAAUACAACUCACUAGCAGAACUAGCAGGGGCAAAGAAACAAGCAGCUCUACAAAAACACAGAGAGUGGGAGGUAAAGAAGGCCGCAAGAAUGGGAGUCCCAGUGGAAUCUCUCAGGAAUAGUGACGGAGUCGGGAGCCCCGGUUCAGCCGGAAGUAUGGAAAAACGGAAACACAUGAGGACAAAACGACGGGGCAUCAACGACAAAAAAAAGAAACCUUGAAGAUGAUAUCCGACGAUUUUUUUUCCCAAAUAUAAUAAAGACAUGUCAGAUAGUUGAAUUCAUAUGGCUGAACUUUUCUCAACGAGCUGUAGGGAAA
Molecule: messenger RNA, 3568 nt
Organism: Bolinopsis microptera
Lineage: Eukaryota; Metazoa; Ctenophora; Tentaculata; Lobata; Bolinopsidae
Exons: 11
Coding region: 1-3471 (1156 amino acids)
Source: RefSeq, a predicted model, not a curated record